AUGGCGUCGGUAAAGUUCAUCGUGGUUGCGUGUUUGGUAGCUAUUCUCGGCUAUUUUAUUCACAGGGAACUGCAAAUGGAAACUUUCGCUUUUACACUAACCAAGCACAUACUGGCAAAGCGCUCUGACGUUUACCGAAAGUUUUUUGAUGAACCAGAAUUUUGGUCGAAAGUGCACCCCAACUGGUAAGCAAAAUGAAACCUCAGGGACAGGGUUUGUGUGACGUAACUCCUGAACUUGAACCCCAGCUGCUAAUCCUGAACUAAAACCUCCAGUCUGGUGGCAGCCUCAAAGGCACCUGCAAUUAUACGUAGUCAUUUUCUGUUAAUUUUUCUAAUGUACCGUGAUGUGCAUAAUUUACGCCUACAUAAAAAUGUAAACAAGUCUUUGAAACGAAAUGUCAACGGUAGUUUAAGUUUAAAGAGCUUUUGUGAGGGUUUUUAUUCUGGGCAUUAAGCGUUUCAUUUCUCGCUUACAACGGGAAAGCAGUAUUAAGCAUAAUAUGCGUAAAAACUUCUGCUAACUUUAAACUAAGCGAAUUGUGCGUGCCAUUUGGCCUGGAGGAAAAACGUUACCAAUAGCCGAUAGCCAUCAGCCGCUCACACGAUGGUUUCGAUGUUUUUAGUUUUGUGAACAGAUCUUAAAUCGAAAUAUAAGGGUAUCAACUGUAAUCUCCACUGCACUUAAUUCUAAGACUUUUCAUUACAAGUUAUUGCGCAUCUACAACGAAGUUGUCUUUUGCGUGACUAAUCUCAUCAUUUAAUAGGUCACGCGAUGUUUUCACAAUAAAUUUAAAGUAACAAAGUUUUGAGCAAAAUUACUAAACGUUACUUUUAAGGCAUUUCAGUUUAAAAUAAUGUCGAGCUCUUACAUGUCCUUAUGUGAUUUGAGCUAAUUAUGCACCAAUCAUUUGAUUAGUUCCCCCCCCCCUCACCACCCCACCCCACUCCAUUGGGGGAUACUACGGACAAACCGGAAGUUUUCCUCUCAUUUUCACUCAAUUUAGGUUCCCCGUUAGUCGAGGAAUACACCUUUUUUCACGGCUUUGCUAAACAAUGCGGGGGCUGAGCGGGGGUUUGGCGGGGAUUUCACUCGUGGUUUGCGACCUCUUUUAGAAGAAUGGGUUCAAGUUGCAUGUUCACCAUACUGCCCAUGUAGCAAACCGAAUGCAUGAUAAGUCCGGUGUGGGUGCGACGGUAACGAAGGAUGCUCGUUCAAGUGCGUGGGGAUGACAGAGGACACAGCUCCGCCAAGAAAAUGGUUAUUCACUUGCAGAAAAUUGUUUAUCAUACAUUAUUAAGGAGGGGGAGUUCACUCUAAAUUUUUUCCCCGCAAGGCGGGGCUUUCACUGCAUUUCACUGACAGCAAAAAUGAAUGCCCCGGGGAUCCCCAGUUGGGGGUGGGGGAGUAAUCAAAUGAUUGAUGCAUUACAUGCUGUUUUAUUUCCAAGGGAAAUACAACUUUAUGCUCACUGUCAGCUACAGGUUUCGUUUUGACCGUGUCUUUUGGGUGCUAAGAAAAGAUGUUUUUCAGCGACGUAUGUUCUUAAAGGGGCUAUGUCACCCCUGGCGCAUGCGCGAGCUAAUGAAAACAAACUUGAAAAAGUCAACCCGACUUUUUCAAGUUCUGUCGGAGAUUUUGGAAGGCCUUUUUUUAUCUGAGACGAUUUGCCUGAAAAUUUGGUCAAAAUCACGCCCCAAGAUUGCAAAAUUGCCACUUCUACUUUGCGUCGCUCAAAAAAGGCGUUGUUUAAGCUCCUUCUUCUAUUUUAGUGUGGGUAUAACCAACAUCAUUAGAUCGCAAGACAAGGAUGGACCAAGAACAGUUCAGUUUCACUUGCAUGAGGAGGUGCCAGGCCCCUUUUUUGGAUACCCCAGCAAGGUCCAUGCUGAAGUACCCAUGACUGUGAAAGAAGUACAAGAAAAUGAAGCUACCCACAUGUCAACCACCCAGUUUCACGGUUGGCUUCAAUUCGAUCAAGAGUUUCGUUUCUCCGAUGCAAAAGAAGGUGGAAUGAUGCUGGAAGAGCGCUGUCAGUAUACAUCAGCCAAGAUUGCUAUAAGAUAUAUCGCACCUAUAGCACUCGCCCAGCACAAAGACAUUAUGGAAAACACCAGAAAAUAUUUCAUGGAAGUUGAAACAAAGAACUCCUAA
Molecule: messenger RNA, 2154 nt
Organism: Porites evermanni
Lineage: Eukaryota; Metazoa; Cnidaria; Anthozoa; Scleractinia; Poritidae
Source: the annotation of a GenBank genome assembly